This is a messenger RNA of Sinocyclocheilus rhinocerous, 1806 nucleotides long. Its product is annotated as syntaxin-16-like. The coding region runs from base 279 to 1253 and encodes 324 amino acids. NCBI's taxonomy places the organism in Eukaryota, Metazoa, Chordata, Actinopteri, Cypriniformes, Cyprinidae. The transcript is spliced from 9 exons. The record is from RefSeq and is a predicted model, not a curated record. Gene Ontology annotation, biological process: vesicle fusion; intracellular protein transport; vesicle-mediated transport. Gene Ontology annotation, molecular function: SNAP receptor activity; SNARE binding. Gene Ontology annotation, cellular component: endomembrane system; SNARE complex; membrane.
AAGUCACAGAGAUGAUGAUCCAUCCAUUAUCUAAAGCCGAGCUGAGAACUUGGGUUAUCGGUCUUGUAAUGUUGUGGUACUUUACAGGAUACAGACUCAGGACUGCCUCGGUCUAAAAGAGAGCCGAAAACUCUCGAAAGCGGAGGCGCUGAGUUGGUGGGCUAGCUCGCUAGUUUAGCAGCCAGCUGCCUUGGCGACGAGCUGAGUAAUAAUCUCAAGACGGCCAUCGAGGCAGCUCGCAGUUAUUUCAUUUUACUGUCGCCUUGUAUUGCGUAGCCAUGGCAACUCGGCGACUGACCGAUGCCUUCUUAUUAAUGCGGAACAAUGCAAUCCAAAACCGGCAGAUUGUGGCUGAGCAAGUGAGUACAUACGACCCCCGUCGUACUCUGAAUACACGUAGCAAUGCUGCGGAGUUUGAUGAGUUGGCUGAUGACCGUAUGGCCCUGGUGUCAGGCAUCAGUUUGGAUCCAGAAGCUGCUAUCGGUGUCGCGAAGAGACUCCCGCCUAAAUGGGUGGAGGGAGUGGAUGAGAUUCAGUAUGAAAUCACACGCAUUCGUCAGAAGAUGAAGGAACUGGCCAAUCUGCACGACAAACACAUGAACCGGCCCACGCUGGAUGACAGCAGUGAAGAGGAGCACGCCAUCGAGAUCACUACACAGGAAAUUACACAGAUGUUUCACAGGUGCCAGCGGGCCGUGACGGGGCUCCAGACUCAGAGCCGUCAUUGUACAGAGCAAGAAAACAGGCUGUUGACCAAUGUGGUCUCCUCACUGGCCCAGAGCCUUCAAGAACUGUCAAUCAACUUCAGACACACACAGUCAAGCUACCUGAAACGUAUGAAAAACCGUGAAGAAAGAUCCAAGCACUUUUUUGACUCCGGUCCUCUUGUGGAGGAAGAUGAAGAUAUUGCGCUUUAUGAAAGAGGGUUUACAGAUGACCAACUAGUGCUGGUUCAGCAAAACACAGUGCUGGUAGAAGAGCGAGAGAGAGAAAUUCGACAAAUUGUUCAGUCCAUCUCUGACCUUAAUGAGAUAUUUAGAGAUCUUGCUGGAAUGGUUGUUGAACAGGGCACAGUCCUCGACAGAAUUGACUUCAAUGUGGAGCAAGCAUGUGUCAAAACAGAGGAGGGACUGCAGCAGUUGCAGAAGGCUGAACAGUACCAGAAGAAAAACCGCAAGAUGCUGGUCAUUUUAAUUCUCUUUGUCAUAGUUGUUGUUCUAAUACUUAUUCUGUUCGGGACAAAGUUUAGGUGAAUCAUUCCAUGGCCUCUAGGAGGGAUCUACCUGUAUGUAUGAGAGAAAUUGAUGUGUGCGUGAGUGGGUAUGCAUGCUAACUUUCAACACCAUUGUUUGAGUGUGGAAAAUGUGGUGGUGAAAAUUUGGAAGGUGCUCAUCUCAACUGCCCUUGUCAUCUCAUGUGAAGAGUAAACAGGAAGAUAAUGGGAAAAGAUAAGUUAUCCUCGGAAGAUGAUCAUAUCUGCUUGGGUGAAUUCAAAAAAAGAAAAGAAUUCCAAAAAAGAAUUUCCAGGUCAUAUUUCAUCCCAAAAUUUUGCUGAAGUUGUCCUAAAAGACUUGUUUAUAUUUUUCUUAUAAUUUUUUGGACAUUUCCCUCUCAACUCUCAUUACUGUAAUGCAGAAUUAAACAAUUUUAAAUGAAAAAGUACAGUUGCAGUAUUACAGUAUUUUUUGUACUGUACAACAGUGGUACAAAUCUAAUGGGAACCACCAUUGAUAAUAAUGGAAGGUAAAUUAGAAUACAUUAAAAUAACUGAGACUUUAGGGGGAAUGGGCUUAAAGGAACACUCCC